ACUCUGCAAGGAUGAAGUUGAAGGUGAUGGGGAGAUUGAGGGUGAUGGGGCUGACCAUGAAUCCGAAGAUGAACCUUGUUCAGACGCCAUCUUGCGAGAUUUCAAUUACAGGUUGAAAUGCAUCCUGAUGGAGAGGGAGCGGGGUUUGACUGUCAAGCAAGCUGUGGCUUCGUUUGAGCCAAGCACCCUCUACGGGAACCGUGUGGGGUUUCAGGACAUCCUUCUGGUGACCAGCUCCAAAGGAAACAACAUUUUCCACAAAAGCAAGUUGUGGAAAACAGCUUUGGUGACUGACAUCAGCAUGUUGCCCCGGCAGCAAAUGCUGAAGCCUCCAAGACCAGACAACCGCUAUGGAGUGGACACCCGCUUCACAAAGGUUCAGGAGAUGAAGCAGGCUUCAUUUGUGUCUGGCCUGAUCGCUAACAAGCUCUUUGCCAUGUGCCGCAGUGCCGAGUACACCAUCCCCGGGUUCCCUGACUUCCAAGCAGCCAUCAAGGACUUGAAGAAGUCCACAUCUCAGGAUUCUUUUGAACUGUGGAACAUUUUCAUUGGCGUGGUGCACGGACAGCCUGUGGCUGGUCAGUGGCUCGAAGGUCACAGUUGA
This is a messenger RNA of Durusdinium trenchii, 604 nucleotides long. The record is from the annotation of a GenBank genome assembly. NCBI's taxonomy places the organism in Eukaryota, Dinophyceae, Suessiales, Symbiodiniaceae.